Symbiodinium sp. CCMP2592 is the source of this 7356-nucleotide messenger RNA. NCBI's taxonomy places the organism in Eukaryota, Dinophyceae, Suessiales, Symbiodiniaceae. The record is from the annotation of a GenBank genome assembly.
AUGUGGAUGUCAGAUGAUGGCCAUCAGCCCUUGGGCAUUGUACCAAGCUCUGCGCCGCGCAACGAAACGAGGCUUCCACGCCUACCAGGUGAGGUGGACAUCAACAUGGAUCUUCCGGACGUGCACUUCUCCGAGGCGCAAAGGCGAGGUGGCCGCGUGCGCAAGUCGACGCCCGGUGGCACAGAUCUGGCAGCCAUGUCGAGAAAACGCCGCGAUGCGGCUUUAGCUGGCCGCGAGAACGUCCUCGAUGUGGGGAUCACACUUCCUGCGCCGCGAGCUUUGCCUGGCACUCUGCUGAAAAGCUCCACGAAAACUGUACGGGCCAGAGCAUCGCCCGUGGAGGCGCCGAGCUUUGCCGUGCCGGAGAUGUUGGGGGCAGGCGCUGGGCAUCGUGCAUCUCUGGAGCCCGAAAGCAAGACGGAGCUGCAGAAACUGCAGGAGGAGCUGAGGCUGCAGAGUUCGGACCUGAACCGCUGCCGGUCUGCUCUGAAGAAGAAGAGCGAAGAGUAUGAAGGCUGUAUGGCUUUGCUCAACGUCACUCAGGCCGAGCUUCGCCUCUGCCAAGAGCGGAUCCGAACGCAAUCGCCCACGCCGCCGGUAAAUCCACCGCGCCGCCUGCAGGGCAUCAAUGUCUUCGGCAGCGAGCGGGAACUCGCGGAGGAAGCGGCCGCCUUCGCCGUGUCCUCGCUGUUGAGCCGGGUACAGCUGCGAAUGAAGGCUGCCGAGGUAUGCUCAAGUAAUCUGAUAAUGGUUUCUACCGUGCAGUUGCAGAUGUUGGCGAUUUGGUUGGCGGCUGCAGUCUGCACGGGCCUUGCCGAGGAAUGUGCAGGAGAAUCCGCAUGCAGCAGGGGCAGCGAUGCAGAUGACAUCGAGCAGACAGACCUGUGGCUUCUGCAAGUGCACCAGAACGUGUCGCAAGUGGAUGAGAUUGUGUCGAACCGGAGCGUCCUUGCCUCCAAUGUCACCGAAAAUCAAUCUCAUGUAGCCUUGGCCCAGAGUGUGUCCGGGCGUUCCCUCGAAUCAGCGGCCGUUGCAAGCAGCAGCCUUACCGGCCUCAACGCAGAGAGCGUUUUUGUAGACCUUACCGUCACCAUCUUGAUCAUCCUGCUCCUCGGAGUCCUCUACAAGAUGUCCAUGGCCCAAGAGACCUUUGAGCAGCCCGAGAUGCCGGGCUCCAAAGCCAAGAGCAUGACCAGAUCCGGGGAGAUCGUUCCUGUCCCCAUCUUGUGCCCACACUUCCAGCGCGAACAGACAACAGACCAUCAAUUUCGUUUGGAAGUGGCCCAAGUCGUGGACGAUCAGAGAGCUACCUUCCCCAUCCAGAGUGAGAAAAACAUCACUUUGCUGACGGUGACUUUGUCGGAGGGCCGCAUGAUGAAGAUCAAGUCUGUCCAUGCAGACGGACCAGGUGUGCUUCUUCGAGGUGCCUCGACGGCGACCGAUGUCCUCAUGACCGUCUAUUCCGAGAACGGUAGCUAUUUUGGCAAGGUUGCACGCGGAGUCCAGGGUGGGGUGGUCUUCUACCACAUGCAGAAGCCAUGCGCAGAAUUCAAGACCGAAGAAGGGCCCCUCAACUUCUCUAUCGUUUCGCUCCAGGACCCCAAGCAGAAGAUUGCAAGCAUCCGCCGAAGUGACCCACACAUGCACGUCCAUGUGAAAGCAGGCAACGACGCAGUGCUCCUCCUUGGCUGCAUUCUCGGCAUCGUCUGCCUGGAGCCCACCCUGGAGCAAGAGGAGCUGGAGAAGCAGAGGGAACGAAGAAAGCAGGCCAAAAAAGGCAGGCAAUCCCCUGCGCCGCCCAGUGGAUCUCCCGCGACUGGCGCAGACCUUCCGAGAGCCUCGGAAAAUGCUGGCAACGCUGUACGCACCAGCCCAGCCGCAGAGCCGAGCAGGCAGCCGCUGCCUGGCCACAGCUCCGCAGAAGCCGCCGGCGCACCGGGCGGCCCACCGGGGCCACCGCACACAGGCAGCCUGGGACCGGCAGAGCGCCCGGGAACUUCCCCGCCACCGCACACCGGAAGCCCAGAGACGGUUCCGAUGGAAAUACCGACCGAUGCAUCGGAGACGCCGGAAGCGUCCGCAGCCAGUCCUGCGGCGCAUACGAAGCCACGGGCAGCCCAAGCUCAGCCCAGGAGUUCUCCGUCGACAGCCGAUCUUCCAAGCAUCUCGGAAACCGCCGAUGCCGCUGUGCGCAGCAGCCCUGCAACGGAGCCGAGCACGGGGGCGGUUCCGAUGGCGGAGGCGGAGACCGAUCCAUCCCAGAAAUCGAAACCUCCUGCACCCGGCCCGGCCGCGCAUACCAAGCCACGAGCAGCGCAAGCUCGGCCGCGGGUCGCCGCCGGCUCGCCCGCGAAGACCGCGGGCACGUCGGGAGGUAUCGCAGUGGCCGAGGGGCAGGACGCUGACGAACUCCUCCAACAGUGCCUGGAAGAGCAGGAUCAGGAUCUUGACGACGAUGCCCUGCGGGCCAACAGAGACGAGACUGAGGCCUACACUCCGGCCCAGUCUCCGCCACCCGACACCGGCGGCACACCGACCCCGGGGCCUUACGAACGCGAGGAAGUCGAGGAAUUGCCAGAGUGGCCGAACUGCAGCAUCAUCAGAGAGCAAGAGGUGAGCUGUGCUGCGACGCAGACGUCCCCGAGUGUGAGCCCGACGCCAGAUGCUUCGGGCAAAGCUGCGGUCACGUCGCAGGAAGAGAUCCGAACCCUCAAACUGGUGGUGGCGAAUUCCAAGAAGGAGAUACUUUACUACAACAAGGUGCUCCUGGAGAAGACGGCCGAGCACCAGCAAGAGCUACAGGAGCUCAAGGAUACCUUGGUGCAAGAACGGAAGCGCUGUGAGGAGGACAUGAAGCACUGGAAGAAGCAUGUCAAGAAGGAGCUGGCAAAAGAUCCGAUUAUGACCGUGGCCCUUUGGAUGUGGGAUCGCGAGCUCACCGCCAUGAGGACACGACAGGCCUUCGACCAGUGGAAGCGGAAAGCCAACCAGAUCAUCAAAGCGCGAGGCAUCUCAGGCAAGAUUGCGACUCUGGUAUCCUUGCAUCAAUGUCUUCGCGACUGGAGAGUCGGCAUUCUCGAACUGAGGGCUGAGAAGAUGCGCACGCAACUGCAGCAGCGCUGGUUCCACUCUUUGGAUCAGGCCACGAUCGCCUGGGGCCGCGAGUUGGAGCACGGAUUGAAGACCUCGGCUUUGGCGGCCUGGGCUUGGCAGACCCGGUAUACGAUGUGGGAGGGGCGAGCACAGAUGAAGGUGCGACAGACCCUGCAGAGAUGGUUUUACUCUUCGACGCAAGCUGCGCUGCACUUUGCAUUUCGGUCCUGGACGGAAGCACUUACGGAGGUGCGCAUGCAAGCCUUCCGCCUGCAGAUGCAAGGCAAGCAGGCGUCUUACCACAAGGCCAUAAUGGCCUUUGCGCCGUCCUUGGACGGCCUGAAAAUCAGAACUAUCUUCCAAGCCUGGAGCUGGGUGGCCUCCGCAGACAAGGUGCGCGGCCUGACGCGCAGACUCCAGCGCGACACGAAGGUCGAGAAGGCGCUCAUGUUCAUGGCUUCCGAGCACGAGGCUGUCACACAGCUUUGCAUCUUCCGCCGCUGGGUAAGCCAAGUCGAAAGCUUGAAGGCCAAGAUCCUGACCGCCAAGCUCAAGGCCUCUGGCACCUCUGGGGAGGUCAUUUCUGCUAUGACGCACUUCGCUAACGAUCAGCCGGUGCUGAUGCUGCAAUGGGUGCUCUUGGGCUGGCACAGAUACAUUUUCCUACAGAACCUCCGAAGGGAUGAGGAUCCAUCGAAACGCCAAGCGAUCGCCUACUGCAUCUCUGCCUUUACUUUUGCCUCGCGUGGCCUGGCUUUCGGGAUGUGGAAGAAGAUCGUCCAAAAGAGGAGAUUUCAGAGAGGCUGGGUUCGGUUUUUCCGUCCGACGGAGGAUAUGCUUCCCCUCUUCCGUGCUUGGCGUCUUCAAGUUGCUCGAGCAGAGGCUUGCCAGAGGACGCAGAUCAGAGUGGAGAAGCGGGAAUAUCAGAACACCUUCCUCGUGACCAUGCUGUGCUUCAUUCUCUGGCGAUUGAAGCUCCGGCCCUCUGCUGCCGUGGUGAGCUACGUCCCCAAGCUGGCAAGGUGCAAGGAAGUGGCGCUUCGAAAGCUGGGAGAGCUUCAGGUCCAGUGCUCUUGCCUCGUUGUCCUCCGAGCUUGGCAAACUGCGCUUCAAGAGCAGCGGACAGUCACAGUGGCCGAUGAAAAGUCUAAAGCUGUCCAGGCAGAGGUCGAGAAGCUUGAGGCCAAGAACAAGGCACUGCAGGCACAUCGGCUUGGGACUGGGACCGGGUUCGGGGAGGAGGGAGGCCACCCGGAUGCGAGUUUCGGGCUGAUUGACGAGAUGGCGGCGGCAUCCUGGCUGAGGGCUUCUUCUGAUGCCAAGAAGUAUUUGCUCCAGCUACCCCUUUUCAUAGCAACAUCGUGCUCUCGUGCCUCCAGUUCAAACGCAGAGCAGAAGCACGCCAAGGAGUGCGAAGAGAUGCAGCAGGAGUUGAACAAGGUGAAAGAUGAAUGUCCAGCAGAAGGGGAAGCUCCCAGCGCGUUGGUGGAAGCCGCCGUGUCGGUGGUGACUUCUGACCAGGCGCUCUUCUCCUCUGAGCUGCGUGGGAAGGUCCUGGCGUUGCUAGCGCAGCUGGUGCUCUUGAUUGGCCAUGCCCGCAACACUUCGGCAGACACGUCCGGGCCCCAAGAUUCCCCGGGUGGAGAUGGGGCACUCCGGCCCUGGAUCGGCCUUCACGUGCAGCCUCCGCUUCCCAGCUUCUGGGCCGUGGCCGGAAGCGUCGUACCGGAGGUGCUGGAGGUGGCAGGUGCUGCUACAUGCCUGAAUGCUGAACAUGACAUGUGUACCUCAAGGUUAAAGCAAAUGCCGAGAGCAUGCGAGGGCUCCAUGGUGGCUGUUACACACCUGGGAUUCUUUAUGGGCUCUUGCAUCAUCUCCGCAAGAAGGCGAAUUUUUCCCGCUGCCACCGAGGCCAUCGAGCAUCGACUCCGAGCGUUGGGCCUCUCAGGGGUCGCUGAGCCGUACGGGAGCUGUGAUUCUAUUCCGGAUGUGGCGGCCUAUGCGUUUGCCGUGAACGCUGAGGAGAAGGCUGCCGGCAAGACCUUCUGGUCCAAGGCCCGGGAAUUGGCCAGUUCGAUCGUACGAAAAGGUGCCUUCGAAUGGGUCAAUGCCGCUCGAGUGGCUUUUUCCAGCAGUCUCAUUCAGAAGGCCGCCAGGAAGGCCUGCCCCUUCGGGGUGAUGGCCCUGAAGCUUAUCCGGUGCAUUGGCCAUGAUGCGGAGCAGAAGCAGGAAGAGGUGGUGACGCUGGACACAGAUGCCGAGGAACUCAUGCAGUGGACGUCGGAACCAGAUGUAGCAAUGCUUCUUCACAAUGCUUGGCCUUUGUGGGGCCUUCUGGCUCUACUGGCAGGACAGAGGAAACAUAGCUUCAUCAUCACUGCCCGAGAUGCACCCAAAGCAGAGCUUUUCGAUCAGGCACCCCUAUUGGAUGCAAUGUGGGAGAAGCAGGAGUCUGGAAACUAUCCCCUAGGCGCUGUUUGGAUCACGACGGUUCCUCGCCGGACCGAUACCAUGGAGUUGUCCACUUGGCUUAGUCGAUUAAGGACUGCACUGAAGGUGCGCAAUCCACCCUACACAGAGCAUCAAGUUCUGCUUGUGAUGGAGCAGGGUUCCGAAAUCCCGAAGACCAGCUGCAAGAAAAUGGCAUGGUUCGGUUUUUACAGCGGGCCGCUCCUCCACUGUGUGUGGUCCACUUGGGGGGCGUCCUCGGGAUUGGAUGCCCUGGCUUUGGCCUACUUCAUACUGCGACGGGGCACUCCAGUCGCAUUCUUGAAUUUGGCGACCAUCUCCUUCCCGGGUUUGGGCGACAAGGCGAGCCACCUCCUCACGGCGCAAUCCAUGGGUCGACACCUCAUGUUUAUCACAGACACGCAAGUGCUCACUGCUGCUGGAGCUGCUCAGUCGGAGCGGAAGGAGCUGCAGGCACCCUUCAUCGAUGUGGGCCUCCGGCUCUUCAGACCGUCUCACCCCACGCUGGCGCUGAUCCAGGACUGCUUCCAUAUCGCCUACGAGAACCCUUUCAUGGCAGCCGAAGAUGUGGUGAAUCGCUUCGAGGUCUCCUCGAAGUUGGACCUUUUGCUGACAGCAGGCCACGGUUUCGUGUCCUCCGAGGGAUGGCAGGCUGAGGAUGUGAAAACCCAGGCAGAACCGACGAAAAAUCGCACGGCUCCUGUGGAUGCACACUUGGCUGGUGGUAUCCUCCUUUUCAGCAUGAGGCCUUUCAAUGUGCUGCCACGAUGGUUCACCGGCGAGGCUUGCUUACAGGUCUGUAAGUCCGGAUUACUAAAGUGUGCGCCAGGCGCCGGCGGCACGGCCUGUGAGCUCUUGAGUGGAAGUAUGGAAGAGGCUCUCUUACUGACCCUCAAAAACAGCUUUGCCCUCUCAACGCCCGGAGCUCGAAGUGCGCGGCCGCGAGUACUCCAGGCAGGGCCCAGCAGCUGUGGCACUACUUCGAUUGCGCACUUCUACUCGGAUGGGCAUGGGCUCCGCGUGGCGAAGAACUACAUCGAAGGUCGGGAGAUCCGGGAUCAUGUUCGUUUGGACAUGAGUCUGGGCCGAGCUCCGUUUGCAAAAUUGGAUCGCUUCGAUGUGGUGGCAGAUGCAUUCGAUGUGGUCCGUGUAGGCGUCCACUUCUGCUCGGACGUAGUCGGGCGCGGAGGAGAGACGUGUGAGAAAAUACACUAUGAUGCGCUGCAGGAAAGCAUCGAUGAGUACAAAGGUAUUCUCCGUGCCUUGCAGGAGGCGUACCCGAAUCUUUGGUUUAUCCACAACACCUGCAAGAAGGAUCGCUGGCUGCCAAAGAGGGUGCAUAAUUGCUGGCCGCAUGUGGUGGCGACGCCGGGGGAUGACUGGGCACAGUGGCUUUCGCAGUGGAAGAUGUGUUGCGACGAAUCUUUCGGAAUAGGUGGCAACCAGUCGUGCUGGGUACCCGAAGAGCAGGCUUUAAUCAAGAUCCCCAAGAGGCUGAAUUUUAAGGAUUUUGUUUAUGCUGCAUGCUGCGAUGGGCUGACUUUCUACAAGACCGCUUGGGAUAUGGUCCACGCGACCCUGGCAGAAAUUAUUGUCGAUGAGCGGCGCGUGCCCUUUAACAUCCUCCGCCACUUGCCUGCCGAGUACUUCGGACAAGAUCCCCGGGAGCUCAGCGAAGUCCUUGGCUUGCAGGAUGACUUCAAGGCCAGCGCAUGGCGUCAGAUCCACAAGACGGAAAAGCGGAGAAGGGCUUCGUCUCUGAUUGGUUUGCCUCCCUUACUUUGUUAUUCCUGA